Messenger RNA from Aspergillus neoniger CBS 115656, 3242 nucleotides. RefSeq names its product glycogenin. Gene Ontology annotation, molecular function: glycosyltransferase activity. The transcript is spliced from 7 exons. Bases 488 to 2803 code for a protein of 771 amino acids. Gene Ontology annotation, cellular component: cytoplasm. NCBI's taxonomy places the organism in Eukaryota, Fungi, Ascomycota, Eurotiomycetes, Eurotiales, Aspergillaceae. The record is from RefSeq and is a predicted model, not a curated record.
GUGCGCGCGCAUUGACUUUUCCUUCCCCCAGAGUAGUAGUCCCGAGCCACGAACGAGCUAUCCUUUUUUUAUUAUUUUUCUUUUCUUGUAUCCUCCAUUCCCCAUCAUCCAGCAAGCAGAGCAAUUCAAUUCAGUUGUCGUGUGGGUAUUCGUAAAUCCGACCAGAAAAGAAGUCUGGUUCCAUCCACAUCUUGACUUCCCCAGCCUCCCAAGGACUGCUCACAGCCGGGCCCGACUUUGCUGAUUGCUGAUUAUGCUGGCGGGCGGGGUUUAGCUCCAAACGUCACCUGCGAGUGAGGGGGAUCGUAGUAAUUUGGGGGUGAACUAGCUCAGUACCUCCUAGACUAGCUCUCAACCUGCCUUCUCUCCUCUUUGCUUUCCAUCUCGUCUUCGUGCACCUCACACUCGUUUGUUUUUGUGUCUUUGCAUCACUCCCUUUUCUCGUAGCUGGUGGUCUCGUGGAUCGCGCGGCUCACCUCCCGCCGCAAUGGGUCAAGGAAGUGCCGUUUACUGCACUCUUCUACUGAGUGAUCACUAUCUCCCAGGCGCCACCGUUCUUGCUCAUUCUCUCCGCGACAAUGGCUCCAAAGCUAAGCUGGUUGCUCUGUUCACCCCGGACAGCUUGCAGCCAGCAACAAUCCAGGAACUUCAGGCUGUUUAUGAUGAACUAAUCCCCGUGCACCCUCUGACAAACAUCACUCCAGCGAACCUCUGGCUCAUGGAUCGGCCGGACUUGAUCGCAACCUUCACAAAGAUCGAGCUCUGGCGCCAAACACAGUACAAGCGCAUAGUCUACCUUGAUUGUGAUGUGGUCGCACUCAGAGCGCCCGAUGAACUCCUAGGGUUGGACGUGGAUUUCGCAGCGGUUCCAGAUGUAGGCUGGCCGGAUUGCUUCAACAGCGGUGUUAUGGUGCUCCGUCCUAAUCUACAGGAUUACCUUGCCCUCAGAGCAUUGGCAGAGCGAGGUAUCAGUUUCGAUGGCGCUGAUCAGGGUCUUUUGAACAUGCACUUUCGCGAUUGGCACAGACUGAGCUUUUCGUACAAUUGCACACCUAGUGCGAACUACCAGUAUAUCCCCGCCUACAAGCAUUUUCAAAGUACGAUCAGCAUGAUUCAUUUCAUUGGUGCUCAGAAACCCUGGAAUAUGGCGAGGCAGGUGGAACCAACUCAAUCUCCUUAUAAUCAGUUGCUGGGAAGAUGGUGGGCUGUCUACGAUAGGCACUAUCGUCCUGUCGUGACUACGAAUCAGCCAAUCCAGCUACCUAAGCCUGUGCCUACAAUUCAGGUGGAAACCCCACAUCAGGAAUUCUAUGGGGCUCACCAGGAGGAUGUACAGCCGCCGCCGCCGCCGCACAGGGAGUAUACGGAGUAUGUGUCUCAUGAGCAAGCUCAAGAAACACACUUCGAACCGUCGUCGCAAGCGCCAUACGAACACCCGCAAGAACAUCAACAGAUUUCUCACCAGGACUUCGCGCCGUUCCAGCCAGCUCAGCCACCAACUCAACCACCAGCAUCGGCACCAAGUUACUCUACACAAGUUGCGCACGAGGCUCCACAGGUGCACCAAACGCAUGAGACUUACCAAGCACAUCCUCAACAGAGUGUGGCAGCACCAGCUCCUGAACCCACCCCUGUAGCAGGCUCAAGUGUACCCAUUGAGCACGAGCGACGACAGGAACAGCGUGCGGUUGAGAGUGCGCAAGCGCCAAUCAUAAGUGCUGUUCCGCGGUAUGUUCGUGGGGAAGAGCAUGUCACGGCAUACAUACAUCCUCAAUCAGGCGAGACAUCAUAUGUAGCUCAUAGCGAGCCGCAAUCGCAUGCACAUGAACCUAGCAUGUCAUCAAACAUACAAUCACAUCCCCCACAGUCACAAUAUGUCCAGCACGAGUACCAUCAACAGCCUACAGAGCCAGUCAAUGUGCCUGACGAGCAGCCACCUGCACCGCCAUCUCCGAAACCUGAAGUACAGACUACGUUUGAGCCGCCCAAGGCAGAAUGGGAUGCAUCCAAGGAACCUCCGCCACUGAACACGAAGCCAGAAGGUAUCGCUUUGGAGAAGAAGACCUACGCCAUGUCGCAGGAUGAGCAGCUCUUCCAGCCUCCAGAGUCCUACCCGGAAGCACCCAAGAACAUGUACUAUGAAGUCCCAAGCACCAAGCCGGAGCCCGAAAAGCUUGCCCAGGUAUUUCCCUGGGAGACUCGUGCGCCUAGACCAACGCGUGUGUUCCCAGAAGACGACCAGAGCUCAACUACAUUUACCCUUCCAAGAUCAUUCAUUGAAAGCACGGAAGACGAGUAUGGCCCGUCACCUGAUUCUCGAGUGACGUCCUGGACAUCCGAAGAUCCAACCGAAUCCUGGGACUCUUACUCGCGGUCUAAUGCUUGGGACGAAAUCCCAGAGAUCCAAAGAUACAUCCAAUCCAUACAACAAUCCCGCAAAGGCAAGGUGCAGGUGCUCACCGGCGGCCCAUCCAGCACAGGACAGAGCCUAGUAUCCGGCCAAGAAAGAUACACUUUCAGCUGGUCCAACAAUACACGGGUGACAGACUUCCCCAGCGAGCAAGAACGGCCUAGCCUCCCGGUAACCCCCGCACCUAUUCGCAGGAAGCCCCCUAUCCCAGGUGAAGAAGACUCCGACACAGGUCUACUUCCGCCCGCACACGGUGUGCCAAACCAGGAGGACUGGAACCCUACAGCCGGCCUCGAGGACCUUCGUCGACGUCAGUCCGAAGUGUUGGAAAAUCCAGAUUUGCUGUUUGAGCGGAUCUUGAUGUGCUCAUCGGCUGCUUCUGGUCAUGCUUGAGGGAGUCAUAGUCAUGAGUUUACGUACGAUAUUAUGUGUGAAAUGCGUUUGUUUUGAGCAUUGAUUUUUCCUAUUCAUUCCUCGGCAAUGCGAGUUUCAUCUUUAUCCCUUAGCUAGCUGUCUUGUGCUUUGCAUUUUUUGUUUUGUUUGUGCACACAGCAUUGUUAUCUUCGCUAGUACUCUCUUCUUGUUUGUUCUCUCUAUACCUUGUCUGGCAUUGUACAGUAUCUUAUUGACCCACAUGCAUAUGCAUCCGAUUGCUGUGUUGUUUCGUUUUGCGGAUACAAUCUGUUACUAUGCCAUACAUUAGGAGCGCAUCCUUGUUAUUUUGAUCUGCUUUGAGUGUCUCAAGACUGAGUUGACGGCUGUUAUUCUAUGUUUAUUAAUACUGUGGUUUGAUUGAGCGAAUGAAAGAGCUAUGAUGUGUUGUGAGAGUUUG